UUUAUGUAAGUUUUAACGGUUAUGUAAAAAAAAUUGUUUUUUAAUGAAUAUUAUACAUUUUUAUAAUAAAAAAGAUUGUGAAAAUAGUGAUUUCUUAAUUAAUAAAAUUAUGUAAUUACCGUGAUUUGUUUUAAAAAACCAAUAAAAAUAUUACUUGAAAUAAAUAACGGUUUUUAAAAAGUGGCAUUUUUUUUUUACAAAGAUGGCCGAGAGUGGUAUAACAUCAGUUCAAGUAGCAUUAAGAAUAAGACCCCUUGUAGAAAAUGAAAUAGCCAAUGGACAAAAACGUAUAUUGGAAACGGUUGACGGGGAACCCCAGGUGUAUGUCAAAGAAUCAGAAAGAUCAUUCACAUUUAAUUAUGUAUUCGAUGCAAAUGUAUCACAAGCUCAAUUUUACAAUUGUGCUGUUAAAAAUAUGGUUAGCUCACUAUUUAAAGGAUACAAUGUUACGAUAUUGGCAUAUGGACAAACUGGUUCGGGGAAGACACAUACUAUGGGUACGAGCUAUGUAGGUGAUGACAUUGAACAAAUGGGUAUCAUACAACGAGCUGUGAAAGAUAUUUUCGAAGCAAUUGAUUUAGACGUAGAUAAUAAUUUCCAAAUUAGUGUAUCAUUUAUGGAACUGUAUCAAGAGCUUUUAUACGAUUUACUGGCUGAUAAAACUCGUGAUCAAUGUGUCGUUGAUAUUCGUGAAGAUGUUCGAGGUGGUAUUAUUGUUCCUGGUUUAACCGAAUGUACUGUGACCUCCGCAACCGAAACCAUUGCGUGUUUAACAAAAGGUUCACUUGGACGAGCAACUGGUGCCACUGCAAUGAAUGCUCAAUCAUCAAGAUCACAUGCGAUAUUUACAAUUUGCAUCGAAAAGCAAAGUAAAAAUGAUUCAAACGUUGCAACAACUGCGAAAUUUCAUCUAGUCGACCUGGCUGGUUCAGAACGACCGAAAAAAACGAAAGCCACUGGUGAACGAUUUAAAGAGGGUAUUAACAUUAACAAAGGUCUUUUGGCUCUUGGUAAUGUUAUAUCAGCACUUGGUGAAGGAAAUCAUUCUUAUGUCUCGUAUCGAGAUAGUAAAUUGACGCGCUUACUUCAAGAUUCCCUUGGUGGUAACUCAAUUACAUUAAUGAUCGCCUGUGUUAGUCCAGCUGCCUACAAUUUAGAUGAAACAGUGAGUACUUUACGAUACGCAGAUCGUGCAAGAAAGAUUAAGAAUAAACCGAUUAUUAAUCAAGAUCCGCGUGUAGCGGAAAUUGCACGAUUACAUCAACAAUUACGUGAAUUACAAUUAAUCACGUUAGAACAGGGCAAUAGUACAAGUGUAAAUGAAGAAUUACAUCGUUUACGUCAAGAAAACGAACAAUUAUUGGGUUCAAAUGAAAUGUUACGAAUUAAAAAUCGUAAACUUACCGAACAAUUACAUUCGGCUAUAUCGGAGAAUGCUUGUAUGUUAGAACGAUCGUUAAUUACCGAAACGGCUCAUGAUAAGCUACAGAAAAAAUUAUCGGAGUUAAAUGAAGAGUAUAGCACGUUAAUUACGAAUACACAGCUUACUGAAGAACAAUCAUCGGCGUAUAAAGAAAUUCAGAAUAAAAUUGAAGAUUUACGUAAAGAUCAUCAUAUUUUUCAGACGGAGGUCGUAGAUCAUGAUGUACAUAGCGCUAUAAAUAAUGCCCCACCCGAUGUAAUAUCUGAUGUAACGCCACUGUUUAAUAAAACCCACUUAUCUGUGAUAAACGAAGCGAAUGAACAGAUGACCAACGAAUACCAAGAGAAACAUGUUCAACAACAGCUAGAGUACAGUAAACAAUUACAAGCGUUAGCCUGUGAACUGGCUAUCAAAGAACGUUUAGCAUCUGAAAUCGAAGCGAAUACUCGUAAAGCACAAUUAAUUGAUAUCAAUUCGUUACAAGAAAAUGAACAGAAAAUUACAGCAUUGGAAAAAGAAAAAGAGGAAUUAUUACAACAAUUAAAACAAACACAAACUAAAGAAAUUACAUCGAAAUUAGCGGAACAACGUCGACAACGUGUUAAUGAGCUUGAAUCACAAAUCAGUGAGCUUAAUAAAAAAGUACGAGAGUUAUCACAUUUGAUAAAAUUACGUGAGAAGGAUGAACAAAAAAUUAAACAACUAAAUAAUGAGAUAAUGAGCAUGAAACAGGCAAAAGUGAAAUUGGUGAAAAUGAUGCGAUCCGAAUCGGAUAAAUUUAAACAAUGGAAAAUUCAACGAGAACGUGAAAUGAGUAAAUUAAGAGAACAAGAUCGUAAACGAAAGAAUGAAAUGAUUAAAAUGGAAAAUAUGCAUGCGAAACAACAAACGGUUUUAAAACGAAAAGUUGAGGAAGCUGCCGCAAUCAAUAAACGUCUCAAAGAUGCGUUGGCAUUACAGAAAACUGUACAAAACCGUCGGGCUGCAAAUGGAAAAGUUGAACGCGUACAAAGUUGGGUGUUACAAGAAUUUGAAAUAUUAGUCAGCACAGCCGAAGCUGAACGAACAUUAAAAUCUUUAAUUGAAGAGAAGAAAUUGAUAUUGCAAGAAAAAGACGAACUAGAAAAACAAUUAAAUGAAAACGAUGGUGAAACUGAAGAAGUGAUCCAAGAAAAACGUAACCGAAUGAAAGAGAUCCUUGAAGAUAUAGAAUUACGUGAUGCUCAAAUUUCCGACAUGAGGCAAAAAAUACAAGAUUCUGAUCAAGAAAAUAAAUCUAAAACACGAUGGGAUGCGAUACAAUCGAUGGUUGACGCAAAAUGUGCACUGAAAUGUUUAUUCGAAAUAACGGCUGAUUAUAAAAAAGAACUUCUUGCUAAGGAUUGUGAACAACGCGAUAAAAUCAAUGCACUACUCGAUAAAGUUCAUUCGUUGACUGCGGAGUUAAAUUUGAAAUGUAUCGAAUUGGAGCAGCUCAAAAUGAGAACACCCGCCCCACCCCCGCCCAAAAUUGGUCAAAAACGAAGGCGAAGUAAAAUUCAUGAGGCAUGUAUUGAUGAAGACGAUGAAGAGGAUCCGUUUUUGGAUUACGAUUCUGAUCAAGAUGUUAAACUAGAUGAUAGCAAAGAUCCGGAUUGGCAGAAAACACCAGUUGUACAAAGAAUAACCAGCAAACGACAAACUAUGAGAAUAAAACCACAUAAUUUAACGGAAAACACAAGUAAUCCAAUGGAUUCAACAGUACCGUUAAAACGUUCAUCGAAUGGAACAAUUAAAUGUACUUGCACAACCAGAUGUGAAACAAAACGAUGUUCGUGUCGAAAAUUUUCUAAUUAUUGUUCAUCAAAUUGUAAAUGCAACAAUGAUUGUGUCAAUAGAAAUAAUGAUAGUUCAAAUAAUAUGGAAACAGAUUCACCACUUAACGGAGUUUCAUCUACAGGAAUAGAAGAAAAUAAAGAAAAUGAAAAUUCAUUAAAUGGAACUGAUAAUAGCUUAAGCGAUAAUGAUGGAAACAAAACUUUUGUAAAACGGCCCAAAAAAUACUUCAGCUAGUGCUCAAAAACAUUUUUAUGUUGUCCUAGUGACGCAUACAACGGUGAUUCAAAUAAGACUUGUAUAAAGAUUUAAUAGUAGCAUUUAUCUAACUCUGGGAUACAUGAGCGAUUAAUUUAACAUGCUAAAUAUUUGAUGGCUGACAUGUAUGUAUAUUAGUUCGAAGAAAAAGAUAAAAGGGGCAUUCAACAGUUUUGGCUUUUUUUCGGUCGAAAGUACAUACUUGCUGCUUCUGCCUCAAAACAGAAGCAGGAAGAAAGUAUGUACUUUCGUGGAUAAAGAAAAUAUUAUUUGCGGGUGUCCGAGUCACGAAGUUCAGUAUUACAAAUGUAUUUAGAUUUUAAUUUCUUGUAAAUUCGUCGUUAUAAAAGCCAUGUCAGUAUAACCGAUAACGACUGUGCUUAUGCGUGAAAAUUGCUAAUUUUUAUGUACAAAAGAAACAUGAACGGCAUACGCUCAAACAUUUUAAAUUAACG
Messenger RNA from Chrysoperla carnea, 3951 nucleotides. RefSeq names its product chromosome-associated kinesin KIF4-like. Gene Ontology annotation, biological process: mitotic spindle organization; microtubule-based movement. The transcript has 8 exons. The coding region runs from base 203 to 3475 and encodes 1090 amino acids. The record is from RefSeq and is a predicted model, not a curated record. Gene Ontology annotation, molecular function: microtubule binding; microtubule motor activity; ATP binding. Lineage: Eukaryota; Metazoa; Arthropoda; Insecta; Neuroptera; Chrysopidae.